This is a messenger RNA of Cyphomyrmex costatus, 1239 nucleotides long. RefSeq names its product phosphatidylinositol glycan anchor biosynthesis class L (gene PIG-L). Gene Ontology annotation, cellular component: endoplasmic reticulum. Gene Ontology annotation, molecular function: N-acetylglucosaminylphosphatidylinositol deacetylase activity. The record is from RefSeq and is a predicted model, not a curated record. The transcript has 5 exons. Lineage: Eukaryota; Metazoa; Arthropoda; Insecta; Hymenoptera; Formicidae. The coding region runs from base 213 to 1079 and encodes 288 amino acids.
CGUGUCAUUCGUAAAAUAUACCGAAAACGGCGACUGCUCAGACUUCUCAAUCGGAGCGACCUAACCUCAAAUUCGACUACGACGACUACUCGGACUACUUUGCAGUGACGAGAAUGUUACGUUCAUUAUAUUCUCGUUCGUGAGCGAUAAUUCGCGUUAUGACGGAACCGCGAUAGUCCACGCGUGUUGUGCACGUGAAUAUCAUCCCUGGGAUGAUGGCCGAUCUGGAGUACGCGCGGCUGUACCUCAGCCUGCAGCUCAACGAAGCGGUCUGCUGGUGGUGUUAUUAUAUCCGCGAGAUCUCAUGGCAGUUGUUGAUUGCCCUGCUAGCCUAUCUCUGUGUCUGUGUUUUCCUUUACGCAGUCCUAAAACGGGUGGGUCAUACUGCUUGGCAACUGCCAGGUCCACCUAGUAGGCUUCUUUUGGUCACCGCUCAUCCAGACGACGAGGUGAUGUUCUUCGGACCACUGGUCUAUUGGUUGACCCAUUCCAAAGCCAGCGAGAUCUACCUGCUGUGCUUAUCCAUGGGUGGGGACAGAAGGAGGAUAGACGAGCUGUGGGACUGUACUAAGGUGUUGGGAAUUCCAGAAGCCAAUGUGACGAUUAUUAUGAGUGGCGAGCUGCCAGAUGAUCAAGGCAUACAGUGGCCAACAGACACAGUUGCAGAAAGCAUCUUGCAAUACAUAGAAAUGUAUAAAAUCAACGCUGUCGUGACAUUCGAUAAAUACGGAGUCAGCCGGCAUAAGAAUCAUAUCUCCUUGUAUUUUGCAAUCGCCGCAUUAUGCAUAGAGAAAAAAGUACCUUCUUAUUGCAAGCUGUAUGUAUUAGAAUCUGUUAAUAUAAUCAGGAAGUAUAUUCAAUUCUUAGAUUUGCCCGUCAGCUUACUCUCAGCCUCAUAUUGGUAUCUAGUGACAUACGAGCAGAAACGAACAAUCAAAAGUGCCAUGGCUGCACAUAAGUCCCAGUACGUCUGGUUUCGAAAGUUGUACAUGAUCUUUUCACGGUACACGUUUAUCAACACUCUUCAAGAAGUCAGUGCCCUCGAUCUGGAGCUGGACCUCCAGUUCGACGAGGACUGAACGUUAUGCGACGAACGAAGAAUUGUACAAAAUAUGUAAUUAACGAUCAUUGUACAUACUUUGUCUACCGUAUUAAAUUACAUAACUAUGUACCAAAGCUACAAAAACUAGCUAAUUAAUACGAAAACUUUGGAAUAUAUGCAGAGACAUAUACUUUAUA